Molecule: messenger RNA, 1209 nt
Organism: Phyllotreta striolata
Lineage: Eukaryota; Metazoa; Arthropoda; Insecta; Coleoptera; Chrysomelidae
Source: the annotation of a GenBank genome assembly
AUGGUCACCGAAAAAACUCGUUUAAAAGAUAUCGUGAAAAAUAGUUCGAACGUGUUGUAUUUUUACGGGGUAAUGUAUCCCGAAUACAAAACAAUUUGGGAUAGGCUGGUGUACAUGCUAAGGGUGGGAUUUUUUAUGGGAUUCAUGUUUGCAGGUUUAGUUGUUUCGGCAAUAGCGAACAUGUUCCACUCGAGAAACGAUGUGGGAAAGUUAAUGGAUUCGUUUUUCAUAACGGUUACAAAUUUGAUGGCGAUUGUUAAGUUUAUAACCAUCCACAGGAACCAGCCUCUUCUUCUGAAGUUAAUUGACCAGGGGGAUAGAAGGGAAUUUCAACCGAGAUCCGAUGAUCAAAGAAACUACUUGAAAUCCUACGUGAAAUUCUGCAACGACAUCACAGUAAUGUUGUGUGUUAGUACGCUCAUAACCAUAUGCAUGUGGUGUAUACUCGCUUUUAUCGGCGGAAAUGAACAUUCCCUGCCAGUACCUGCGUACUUUCCUUUCAAUAUCGAUACAACCAUCGUUUUCGCCUUAAUUUCUAUUUAUCUAACGGCUAGCAGUAUUUUAGGAGGAACCUUAGGUCUCAGUACUGACUGGUUAAUAGCAAGUUUAGUGAUCGUGGUAAAAGUGCAGCUGCACUUUUUGAACGAUACUUUGUGUAACAUAAAAAAACUCGCCGAAGAGGACGUCAAAAAGGGACGAGCGGAAAGCGUGGAUACUAGUUAUGAGAUGCAACUUCGGAAUCACAUGAACCAGAAAUUAAUUGAGUGUAUUGUGCAUCAUCAAUACAUAAUCAAAUUUGCAAGGGAAGUAAACAAAUUGUUUUCCAUAAGUAUUUUGGGACAACUUGGGGUUAGUGUAAUAUGCAUAUGUGCCACUUUGUAUGAAAUAAGAGAAUCGUUUGAAAAUAAAGUCAAAGCCAUAUCUGUCUGUAUUUACAUGUUUUGUAUGUUGAUGCAAGUUUUUCCAAUUUGUUACUAUACAAAUGAGGUUAUUGCUGAGAGUCAUAUCAUACCUACAUCGGCAUAUCAUAGCAGUUGGGAAGAUUGUUCUAAAGAAUACAAACAGAACGUUUACAUAUUUAUGCUCAACACUCGAAGAAUAAUAAGAUUUUGCGCUGGAGGUUUAAUUGAUUUGUCAACUGACGUGUUCAUAAAUAUAAUUAAAACUUCAUGGUCUUAUUUCACCAUCAUAGGCCAGAUGGAUUCAUAA